Messenger RNA from Symbiodinium sp. CCMP2592, 576 nucleotides. Lineage: Eukaryota; Dinophyceae; Suessiales; Symbiodiniaceae. The record is from the annotation of a GenBank genome assembly.
AUGGCCUCAACGGAGCCGAGCCGGCCGAUGCUCCAAGCGUCCUCCGCCGUGCUCGAGCUGGCUCGCAGGGCCGAGGAGGUGCUCCGCGUGGGUCUCUGGUCCGUGAGAAAGCUCCCGGAAAACCCGGACAUCCCGCUGGUUUACUUGAACGAAGAGGAGGGCCGGGUAGAGGUGGAGCCACCCCAAGAAGUCCUCGACGAGCUCCACAUAGACGACGGUUCACCGACCGAUGCCCAUCUCGAAGCGACUGAGCCUCCAGAACACGAAGCUUGCUCGGAGGAGCGCAAUGCAGAGGAGGACGAUGGGAGUCCGGUGUUUCGACGGAUCAUCCUCGGGGCCAAAGCGGAGGUGCCUCUGCGAAUGGCUCGGGACAUCCUCGACGCGGUGCGGGAGGACUUAGGUCUCUUUGAGCAGGUUCAAGAGCGUUUCUCUGAGUCGCCCGAAGAAUCCUGUUUCCGUCUUGAUGAUUCGCUCGAUGAGGAGCUUGCGACCGUGGCCCUGUCCAUGCAACCAGGGGAGGUAUCAGAGGUCCUGGGAACAGAGGCGGGCAUGCAGAUCCUCCUCCGAGUUCGCUAG